AUGCGCAGAAAGUAUCUAGCGACGUUGCAGUUUCGUCGCAGCAUCGUCGAGUAUUUUUGGGAUCCUACCGUUGUAACUUGAAAAAUGGGGUCUAUCGGUAUCCCCGUUAAACUUCUUCAUGAAGCGGUUGGUCAUAUCGUGACGCUAGAGACGGAUCAAGGCGAGAUUUACCGCGGGAAAUUGCUGCAAGCUGAAGACAACAUGAACUGUCAAUUGCAGAACAUCACAUUGACGAGCAGAGAUGGACGAGUUACGCAACUAGAGCAAGUCUUUAUUCGUGGCAGCAAAGUGCGCUUUUUUAUUCUUCCCGACAUGUUGAAGAAUGCUCCCAUGUUCAAGAAGGGUACGAAAAUGGUAGCACAGGCGAGUGGAGGAGGACGCGGCAAAGCAGCCCUUUUACGGCAACGAACUGCUGGACGGGGUGUUGUUGGUAGAGGAAGAGGAGUUGCUCCUUCGGGAGGCAAUGUGUAUCAAAGAAGAGUGUAGCUAGUGAAGAUGUAGAUUUGAUUGUACUGACUAAUUGGUACACUACUCUGUAACUAUUUGCGUUUAAAUCUACAUUGGGUGCAUUAGUUCACGACUUGUGGUGCCUUGUCAGCUGCUAUUCAAGGUUCCUUGUUAUUACAAAGUUGCUGACAUCAUACAAGUAUUGAAUACAUACGAGUUUGGUUUCUCAA
Corticium candelabrum is the source of this 677-nucleotide messenger RNA. Its product is annotated as small nuclear ribonucleoprotein Sm D3-like. The transcript has 2 exons. Gene Ontology annotation, molecular function: RNA binding. Gene Ontology annotation, cellular component: commitment complex; pICln-Sm protein complex; catalytic step 2 spliceosome. The coding region runs from base 85 to 486 and encodes 133 amino acids. Gene Ontology annotation, biological process: spliceosomal snRNP assembly; RNA processing. The record is from RefSeq and is a predicted model, not a curated record. NCBI's taxonomy places the organism in Eukaryota, Metazoa, Porifera, Homoscleromorpha, Homosclerophorida, Plakinidae.